UUAAGCAAGACCAUAUAACGUGUUUGUCUGCGUGACAUAUUUACAUGCCUAUCACACCCCCUUUAAAAUUUGAAAGCAGUAGAGAAUUCAAAACACGGACACUGUCACGGUGGUUACACUCGGUUGUUCUUCUCGAUCAAUCGCAAGUGAUAUCGUAUCACAAUAAACGAUUCUCUCUUUUACUUCAAAGAUCACAUGGCAAAAAAGUAUGAAGGAUGUGCGGUGGGAAUAGAUCUUGGAACAACAUAUUCUUGUGUUGCUGUGUGGCUUGAUGAACACAAUAGAGCGGAGAUAAUACACAAUGAACAAGGAAAUAGAACUACACCUUCAUUUGUUGCUUUCACUGAUGAUCAAAGGUUGAUUGGUGAUGCUGCUAAGAAUCAGGUUGCCACCAACGCAGAAAACACCGUCUUUGAUGCUAAGAGAUUGAUUGGCAGGAAGUAUAGUGAUUCUGUUGUUCAAAAAGAUAGGAUGUUGUGGCCAUUCAAGGUCAUUUCAGGUGUCAAUGACAAACCUAUGAUUGUUGUUAAGUAUAAAGGUCAGGAGAAACUUCUAUGUGCCGAGGAAAUUUCAUCUAUGAUCCUCACAAAAAUGCGGGAGAUUGCAGAGAAAUUUCUGGAGUCUCCAAUAAAGAAUGUAGUUGUUACAGUGCCGGCUUAUUUUUGUGAUGCUCAGCGAAAAGCUACAGUAGAUGCUGGUGCCAUUGCUGGUCUUAAUGUUAUACGGAUCAUCAAUGAACCAACUGCUGCUGCUCUUGCAUAUGGACUUGAUAAGAGAUCUAACUGUGUUGGAGAAAAAAAUAUUUUUGUUUUUGACCUUGGUGGUGGCACUUUUGAUGUGUCCAUCUUAACAAUCAAGGAUAAGGUCUUCCAAGUUAAAGCCACGGGCGGAAACACUCACCUCGGAGGAGAGGACAUUGAUAACCGGAUGGUGAACUACUUUGUAGACGAGUUUAAGAGGAAGAACAAAGUGGAUAUUACUGGGAACCCUAGGGCUUUGAGGAGGUUGAGAACUGCUUGUGAAAGGGCAAAAAGGGUACUCUCUUUUUCUGUUGUCACCACGGUUGAGGUAGACUCUUUAUUCCAAGGUAUUGACUUCUUUUCUUCCAUUACUCGUGCCAAGUUUGAGGAAAUCAAUAUGGACAUUUUUAACGAGUGUAUGGAGAUCGUCAAGAGUUGUCUUACAGAUGCUAACAUGGACAAGAGUACUGUAAAUGACGUUGUUCUUGUUGGUGGGUCUUCUAGGAUUCCCAAAGUGCAGCAACUAUUGCAGGAAUAUUUCAACGGAAAGGAUUUAUGCAUGAGCAUCAACCCUGAUGAGGCAGUUGCUUAUGGAGCCGCUGUACAGGCUGCUUUGUUGAGUGAAGGCUUUCAAAAUGUUCCAAACUUGGUGCUCCGUGAUGUUACACCAUUGUCUCUUGGUUUGUCAGCAACGGGAGAUAUCAUGAAUGUGGUGAUUCCUAGGAACACUUGCAUUCCCGUCAAGAUUACCCAAAGUCGUGAAACAGUUGCAGAUAAUCAACCUGACGUCUUGAUUGAGGUUUAUGAGGGUGAAAGAACUAGAGCCAGUGAUAACAAUCUGCUCGGUUCUUUUACUCUUUCAGGUAUUCCUCCUUCACCUCGCGGCUAUAGUUUCAAUGUAUGUUUUGCUAUAGAUGAAAAUGGUAUUUUGACUGUUUCUGCUACGGAUAAAUCCACUGGCAAUAUGAAUGAGAUUACCAUAACAAAUUACAAAGAAAGGUUGCCUGCUGAUGAAAUUAAAAAAUUGAUUGAAGAAGCCAAGAACUACGGUAUUGAAGAUAAGAAAUUCCUAAAGAAGGCUAAAGUAAUGAAUGCUUUAGAUUACUGUGUUUACAAGGUGAAGAAUGCUUUAAAGCAACCAGAGCCUAAUUCAAAGCUUUCGUCUGUAGAUAUCGACAUGAUCAAUUCUGCAAUUACGGUAGCCUCAAACUUGCUUGAUAGUAGCCAGCAGGUUGAAAUUGGUGUUCUUAAGAGUCAUCUGAAGGAGCUUGAGAGUAUGCUCGAACGCAUUAUUACAGACAAGAAGGAAUAGCUUUCAUUUUUUAGAUUAUAUCCACAGUUAGUUGAUGUUCUGUAAGUGUUGACUGAAAACUGUACUAUGAUUAUCAAACAAUUGAGGUUUGAUAGUUUUUGCUUGUUUUCCCUACAAGUUAACCACAAGGUACCUUUAUCUCAUUGAAUUAUCUUUAUCUUUCUAGAUUAUAUCUAUAGUUAGUUGAAAAUUUCCUAAAAAAAUGACAAAGUCCGUGUUCACCAAAUGAGAAAUGCUUCGAAGGAGAAUACUUUUCUAAAGCUAUCCUCACAAGAAUAUCAUAACACCAAUACUGCAAUUACAUAUUUGCUUGAUGAGAAUAACAAGCAAGAUGAAAUCGAUGCUGUUGAGGAUCAUCUGAAAGAGCUGGAGAGUAUGUUUGAACUAAUUAAAUAGUCAAAAUUCAAACCUAAGUAGUUUUAUUUUUCUGUUAAAAUUUUAUGUUUUGUUUUCCUUUCAAUUGUUCUUGUAGACUUGUAAAUUGUAUGCAUAAAAGCAUAAACUCACCCCUCUUUUAACUGUUUUUGUUAAUCUGUAGAUUAAUAGGGCUAUUUUACAAGCUUCAUUGGCUUAUUGCAUUGAGUGGAGUUAUAAAUGUUCAUGGUAAUUCAUGGUAAUUCAUGUUAAUCUGGAAGAUAUUGUGAUUUUUA
This is a messenger RNA of Lathyrus oleraceus (garden pea), 2702 nucleotides long. RefSeq names its product heat shock 70 kDa protein 4. Gene Ontology annotation, molecular function: ATP binding; ATP-dependent protein folding chaperone. Bases 196 to 2052 code for a protein of 618 amino acids. Lineage: Eukaryota; Viridiplantae; Streptophyta; Magnoliopsida; Fabales; Fabaceae. The record is from RefSeq and is a predicted model, not a curated record. The transcript is spliced from 3 exons.